UUCUAUCCAAAAACAUGCCGCACCAACUGCCUAUGAGGCCGAUAAAGAUUAUUGGUCUUUGAAAACUACCAUCGAUGAUAUUAGAGCGAAAUAUGGAUUGGGUGGUAAUAGAAUCAAAGAUCCAAACCUAGAAUCGAAUUCGGAUUUGGAUUUAGAAAUCGACUUGACUGUUGCCGAUGUAAAAAAACUUGCCAAGAUUCAACAAUUGUUGGAGAAAGCAGCACAGGAUUUAUCCUUAUUAGUUUCAGCUUCACCACCGGAAAUUUUUACUUCUGAUAGUCAUGCGGAUGAUGAGCAAGUUACUAUCAAGGCAAAUGUUAAAAAGGCAUUGUGGCUUGUUGAAGAUGAUGAUGUUUCGGGAUAUGCAAAACAGGCAAUUAAAAAUUUUAGGGAAAACAGAGUUGCGGGAGAU
Molecule: messenger RNA, 412 nt
Organism: Acaulospora morrowiae
Lineage: Eukaryota; Fungi; Glomeromycota; Glomeromycetes; Diversisporales; Acaulosporaceae
Source: the annotation of a GenBank genome assembly